AAGUGGUAUUGUCGUUGGUAAGUAAAUCCCAGCGGAUCGACUCGGGGGCUCGCCUCACCCUCUUCUCUACGGCGAUUUUGCCGGUACUCCUUGUCCGAGUACUGGCCCAAAGAGAAGCCCUAAUCCGAGUCUGGUUGAAUCUACUGGUUACUUCAUCCUGUCCUGCAGUAUGCCUGCAAUCCAAAGGCUGUAUGAUGCAUGUAAAGUAUCGUUCUCUCCUAAUGGACCAAUAUCUCCAGAAGCUCUUGAACAAGUUCGCUUUAUUUUAGAUGAGAUCAGGCCAUCCGAUGUGGGUCUUGAACAAGAGGCUCAGGCAGUACGAACAUGGAAAGGCUCUGCACAUGGUUUAAAUGGGAGAAAAGGGCGUAAUGGGAGCAACCAAUUUUUGCCUCCAAUCAAAUAUUUGCAUAUACAUGAAUGUGAAAGCUUCUCUAUUGGUAUAUUUUGCAUGCCACCUUCGUCCAUUAUUCCACUGCAUAAUCAUCCCGGAAUGACCGUUUUGAGCAAGCUUCUGUAUGGUUCGUUGCACGUUAGAUCGUAUGAUUGGAUAGAUAUAGGCGAUCCCAUUUGUCCAACAACAGCUAGACCAGCAAGGCUUGCUCGAGAUGGUGAAAUGUCUGCACCCUGGGGGACAACAAUUCUAUAUCCUACAAGUGGUGGUAAUAUCCACUGUUUCAAAGCGAUAACUCCUUGUGCUCUCUUCGACAUACUCUCUCCCCCCUAUUCAUCAGAAGAUGGACGGCAUUGCUCUUAUUUCCGGAAGUCUUCGAGAAGGGAUCUGUCAGGUUGUUUGCCAAGUGGAAUAAAGGCCUCUGAAGUGGCUUGGUUGGAAGAGUAUCAGCCUCCCGACAGCUUUGUUAUCAGAAGAGGACUGUAUAAGGGCCCCGAGGUUACUACUUGAGGGUUUUAGUUUGGUGUAGCAUACCUGUCGAUCAGAUUGGCCUUUGUCAACAGGAAUAUGGGCCGAGGAUCUUGCUGUUAGCUGUCAUAUGAUUUUUUAAAAGUAAUGGGAAUAAUUAAGGUUACUGAUAUAUGGUUUAGAGUUGGUCUGUACAUGUUAAUAUGUAUUUCUGUUAUUAUGGUCCUCACCUUAGACUAAUGGAUGAAUGAAAUUCCCAUUGAGAGAACUGUAAAGAAGUGCAGCUUCUGCAGCUGUUUCUAUCAUUUUAUUUUGCAGGAUGCCAUCGUGGUCUGCUGUUUUUGAUCA
This is a messenger RNA of Phoenix dactylifera (date palm), 1207 nucleotides long. Its product is annotated as plant cysteine oxidase 4-like. Gene Ontology annotation, molecular function: oxidoreductase activity, acting on single donors with incorporation of molecular oxygen, incorporation of two atoms of oxygen. NCBI's taxonomy places the organism in Eukaryota, Viridiplantae, Streptophyta, Magnoliopsida, Arecales, Arecaceae. The record is from RefSeq and is a predicted model, not a curated record.